GCUGCUUUUAUUCUAAAUCACAAGAUCCAGUUAUUUGAAAGACAUUCCCCAGAGCAGAAAGGGGAAUCUGGAAGGUUCCCACAGAGCAAUUCCUUUAAGACGCCUAAAUUGUAAGUAACUCUUCCCAGGCGUUCACCAUUUUCCUUUGAUUGCAACCGCUAGCUCCUGUUGGAGAGGCAGUGAUCAAGAGCAUGGGCUUGAAGUUGAAAUUCCGGGCACGUAUUACCAAGCUGAGCAGCCUUGGGUCCCCCUUUUCAGAGGAUGGUUCCUGAUGACGGCAAAGUCACGACAGACUCCAUGUCCUUCUCCUUCAGGAAUAUUCCCUCCAGGAGAAGAAUAAAGGUGAAACAAAAAAGCAAGACAAAUGGACAACUCUGAAAAAAACACCCCAUUCAAAGGCCUGCUGUUUCCCUCGGGCACUAGCUUAUGUGUCACCUGUGUGCAAAAAGGACGUCUGACUUGUUGCAGAUAUGAGAACAUCUGCUGCUCAAAGUGGCUUCUGAAUCUCCCCACCAAGACCCUGUGAUGUCCCAGCCCAUGGAGUCCGUUUUUCAAGGCUCUCAGCUGCCUCUUGUUACAUCACGUCCAUGACAAUUAAUGCUGCAGAAGAGUCUGGCUGAAUUCAAAUAAACAGCACGUGAAGCACAUUUGUCAGUCCUCUAACACUGCUGAAAUCAGUGGGAUUCUCCCGCAGGCCUCUAGGACUCAUCGUGGGCUGAGAACACCACAGAUGCCAUUCCGGGUAAGACCUUAAUUUCACGCGGUCCUGUUUUCUGCCCUUACCAGGCCACCAAGGCUCGUUCUGCAGGAGACCGUGGCUGUUCCCUGGGCUCGUAGAACACAAAGUCCCCAGAAGUGAAUUUGGAGAGCUCUGCCCAGACCCUCCGCCCCCUUUGGGACCGAGGGACCCGCUUCCCCAGCUGCUGGGAGUCGUGGCAGCUGAUCCCUCUUCAUUAAGUCCUGAUCUGGGCACAGCCCUCAGCCUGAGAGUCCCUGUUCCAAGGCCACAUUCCCUCCCAUACCCGGUGUCUCGUCAGAGUGGGGAGGGGCAGGAUAAAGGGCUGGCUCCCUUGUCUCAAAGUGGGACAACUGUGAAGGGCCAUCCCUCUCCAGAGCUCCUGAUAGGAGCCACUGAGGGCUCUGGGGCAAUUUUAUUGUCACCCAGCUUCUCCCUUUUCCCAGUCCUGUAUCCCUCACCCCUCACAGGUGUCAUUCUUGAAAACACUCCCUAAUAAAUCUCCUCUGUGCUGAUCUCCAGGCAACUCUACCUAUGAAACGGCUCAAACAGUUUUAUGACUGGAACCCACCUGAAGACAGGGGCAGAGUCUUCCCAUUUUUGCAUCCCAUCAGCCCUCUGACUGGGGUUCCCUCCCCCUGAAUCAGAGAAGACACUGUGACCCCAGACCAGCAAUCUUAACCACUAUGGUUUACGCCUGGGGCUACGUCCCAAGUGCCUCAAAUUCAGCAUGGUCAGCCCUGCAGCCCUCAUCCCCAGCCCGUCACACAAGCUGAUCUUCCUGUGCCCGCUUUUGGUUAGUGGCAUCGUUCCCCACCCACCUGGCGGUGCCCACUUCUCUUCAUCCUCACUGCACCCACCUUAGCCGGGGCCCCCACUGCUGCACCUGUAUUCCGACACCUUCCCACUGGCCAAAUCCUUCAAAGGCCAGUGCACAGGGCUCUCCAUGUCUGCUCCUGAUUUCCCCGUUUCCCCUCCAGCCUCACCUUCUGUCCUGUGUGUGCAGAGCUGGAGCCGCUGCCAGGUGGGGGCCCCUGCAGGUCCUUCACCCACCACGAUAACUCCUACUGUCCUCCUGUGACCUUCUGCUCUUCCUCGCCUUGCUGCUUCCAGCUUCUUCCUGUAGUGAAAUCCUGCUUGUCCUUUAUAUACCAACUCAGGUGCUGUCUCCUCUGAGAAAACUUCUCCCAACCCCCGGUCUGGGUUUAUUGUGUUUCCUACGUGCUCCUUCCUCCAACUCAACAAACGUUUCUCAAGCAGCUACUAUGUAACAGGCAUUAUAUUAGGCGAAGGUGAUAAACCCACCCUCACAGAAUGAAACAUGGCUUACAGAGGUUCCUGCAAAGAAGGAACAGAUUGAAGGUAAUGCUAAUAAUGUAAGUACAAACGAAUAAGAAUUUUCUUCUGAACUGACAUUGCCUCAUACAAGCUCUUUGUCAACCACAUUUUGAGAUAAAAACAAUGAUUUAAUCAGACCUGACAAGAAAACUGCCAAAAGAAUACAAAACUAUCACCAAGCCUUCUUGAAAUAUGGAUUUGCGUCCUCUGUCGUUAAGGGCAAACCUUGCCCUAUUUAUAAUUCUCAUCUCGAUAUCUUAGUUAACAGUGAUAAUGCAUGUGUACAAUUUAUAAAUAAAUAUACAUACCUUGGAGUAUAUACAUAGCGCUCUCUCUAUAUAUAGAUAUAGAUACAGGAGCCUAGAAGAUUUUGCUUAUUUAUUUGUUAUUUUCUAGUUAAGGUGUACAAUCAAGACUUCAGAAACCAUUUCAUUCAAGAACUGAAAGAAGACAAUAUGGUAGAACUGGGGAGUAGAGGAGAGAAAUUAAUCUAGCAAGUUCAUCAGCCCUAUGGUAUCAAAGACUCCUCUGUUUCACUCAUUGCUAUUUCCCCCAGGCCUCAGAACAGCAUCUAUAUAAGGUUGAUCGCUGGAUAGACCAAUUUUAGAAACCCCAACUAUUUUACUUUCCUGCUUGGAAUGUUCUGCUGGCUCCUGAGUACCGUGUUCCUAGCCUGGCCUACAAGACCCUCGUGACAUAGCCCUUGCCCAGUCCCAACUGAGGCUACUCAUUGCAUUUAAUUUACAAACAGUGACCAGUGUCUGGGUGGUCAGAGACUUGGCCUUCCUCAGCCACAGCUACAUUCCAGCAUGAAGACAGUUGGAGAGACCGUAGGUCAGAGAAGGACCCUCCAAAGCCAGAGACAGGAAGAACAGAGUGCGGGGAGAGGGAGAACACAUGGACUCUGGAGCCAGAUACUCCUGCGUUUCUACUGCUUCUACCCUCCUUCACCGCUUCACAUCUGUGUGACUUUACUGAAUUUGCCGGCGCCUUCAUCUUGGAUUUCCCAGCCUCCAUAACGAUCCCGAUGUCAUUUGGAAAGGUCAAAUCAUUUGGGGAAGGUUAAGUGUAGCAUCCAAUGACAUUACUGCUGCUGGUGAUGCCACAGUGGAUGGAACAGGGGGAGCUAGUCAUCUUGUAAGAAGUCUGGCUAACCUGAGUCCACAAUAUUGUGAGGAAACACAGCCUAAGAGAGGCCAUGAGGAGAGAGCCAUUCAUCAGCCCAGUCACGCCUUCGGAAGGCUCCAGCCUUAGCUGGCAUCUGACCACAACGGCAUCUGAAACUCCAACGGAGAACGGACUAGGAGAAUUUUCAGAUACUAGAAUACUUCCAACGAUCAAGCAAUCACAGGUGUGUACCUCUAGUGCCGUCAGCUGUGAGUUUACCGUGAAAGUGCUGGACGAAUCCCUUUCAGAGCCCUUGGCGGCCUCUUACGAAACAACAUUAACAACGUUGGAACUUCACUUCCCAGCAAGCCCCGCGGCUUGCUACCGCGCGAGGCAUGACGGGCACCUCGCCUAUCUCUCCUCUCCGGUGGAGCUGCCGGGCAGAAGCGAGUUACGACGCAGCCGGACGUACGGGCGCGCAGCAUUCUGGGAAGUGUAGUCUGGCCCGGAUUCGGACACCCCUUCGGAUGAAUGGGGCCCCGGCUAACGGCUAACUACAGCUCCUCGCCGGCAGCGUUGGUGGCGGCCGCCGGGAAAAGGGAGACAGCGACGGCCCCGGGAGAGCAGCACUCCGAGACGGUGGUGAUGUUCAGUGCCGCGGCGAGGCGGCAGCCGGGUUUCCUGGGGUAGCAGUCUAGGCGGGCGCUUCCUCUGCGCGCUCGCUCUCCUUACCCUGCCCCGGCCAUGCGCCCGGCCUUCGCGGUGGGCCUGGUUUUCGCAGGCUGCUGCAGUAACGUGAUCUUCCUAGAGCUCCUGGUCCGGAAGCAUCCAGGAUGCGGGAACAUCGUGACAUUUGCACAAUUUUUAUUUAUCGCUGUGGAAGGCUUCCUCUUUGAAGCUGACUUGGGAAGGAAGCAUCCAGCUAUCCCAAUAAGGUACUACGCCAUAAUGGUGACCAUGUUCUUCACCGUCAGCGUGGUCAACAACUACGCCCUGAAUCUCAACAUCGCCAUGCCCCUGCACAUGAUAUUUAGAUCUGGUUCUCUAAUUGCCAACAUGAUUCUAGGAAUUAUCAUUUUGAAGAAAAGAUACAGUGUAUUCAAAUACACCUCCAUUGCCCUGGUGUCUGUGGGGAUAUUUAUUUGCACUUUCAUGUCAGCAAAGCAGGUGACUUCCCAGUCCAGCUCGAGUGAGAAUGAUGGAUUCCAGGCAUUUGCAUGGUGGUUUCUAGGUAUUGGGGCACUGACUUUCGCUCUUCUGAUGUCAGCAAGGAUGGGUAUUUUCCAAGAGACUCUGUACAAACAAUUUGGGAAACACUCCAAGGAGGCUUUGUUUUAUAAUCAUGCCCUUCCACUUCCUGGUUUCAUCUUCCUGGCUUCUGACAUUUAUGACCAUGCCGUUCUAUUCAAUAAUUCUGAAUUAUAUCAGGUUCCAGUCGUUGGUGUGAUAGUGCCCAUCAUGUGGUUCUACCUCCUCAUGAAUGUCAUCACCCAGUACGUGUGCAUCCGGGGCGUCUUCAUCCUGACCACAGAAUGCGCCUCCCUCACCGUCACCCUCGUCGUGACUCUGCGCAAGUUUGUACGUGCUCUGGAGGCCGUCAGACUUACCAGCCCAUCUUUUUGCACACAGACAGAGGCCUCUCCUUCUGCGCUGGGUUCAGGUUGUGUUCUUAUAUCGAGAUUUGGCUCUCAGGGUCUCUUGAGCUCACCCAGGGUGUGGUGUGUUUAUUCUACUAUCUGGAGCUAUUCUCUGAUGGGUCUGCAAUAAGUGUCCUAGAACCACCAGGUUGCUUUGGGGAAGUCCCUUAGGCUGCUCGGGUUUUUUGUUACAUAAAAUGUGGAUGCUGUUUCUCCACCUAAGUCACAGGGUUUUCAGAUCAAUUUGUGGUUGUGGACGUUGACAGCUGUUCAGUGCCAGUGAAGGUCUAUACUAAAAGAUGCGGAAUUAGGUGUGAACUUGCUCAUGGACUCAAAAGUUACUGUUAGAGUUCCUCAGACUGAUGGUGCUAUAAACACCAUGUGUUAAGUAUCCUCUUAAGAACAAGAACAACAAAAGCUACUUUUCUUGUUGUUUAACAGAAGAACCUGUCCCCAGGGGCUAUCUGACUGCUGCAUAUCUGGAGUCUUGACAGUAUAGAGCCUUACAUGAUGUAGUAUCACUUUUUUUAUGUUGAUGGGAAAUAUUACAAUUUUUAGUUACUGAAACAGUGUUGAUGUACAGAGACAGCAUUCAACUGGGUCCACGAGGUUUUAGAUUCUGGCUUUAGAGUGUGUGUGUUCCUCAGUCUGAACACCUCUGCCAGUCUUAUUAACAGGAGGAUAUGUAUGGACAGAUUAAGGCACUCAUACAGUGAAAUAAGCGCAUGUAAGAACAGAAUGUCUGAAAUGCCCUGGGAAUUGGUUUUUUUCUCUAGUAUUUGGUUAUUAGGAAAUACAUCUAACAGACACUAGUUAAUACUUCUUUAAACAAUUUAUUCCCCUUGGUUAACUUAUUUUUCAAUCCAAGUUGGAACUGAUUUCAAUCCCUGUUAAAAGAGCAAAUAAACCAUUUUAUAGAGGGUCAGACUCAUCCCUAAUUGGAGGAGAAAUGUCUAUUAAAUGCCUUUCAUCUUUCUCUGGGUCAAGACCAUGUAAUUUUGUGCCCCAGAGAUAGAGGGUUUAGUUUGUUUACUAGAGAGAUUGGUGUUUAAGGCAUCCAAGACUCUACCCUUAGAACAAAGAUCAAAUAGCAAACGACUAGCCAGAAUAGUGUGUGUGUGUGUGUGUGUGUGUGUGUGUGUGUACACCUGUGUACUCACUUCACAGCUUGACCAGAGUCGUGAGGUACCAGGAGAAUAUGGGGGACACUUGAAUUAUUUUAUUUAAUGUGUACAGAACCGUUACCACAGUUCUAUUGUCAUAUUAUAAAUGCUUUUUCAUUUUUUAUUAGGAAUUUAUUUUUGAUCUUUUCUUUUUCAUCCAACUAAAACCAUUAAUGCAUUUGACAAGUUUCUAUCUAGUUCUAAAGUAUUUAGACACAAUCCAAAUCGUUUUUUCCUUCUUCAUGCCCAGUUAUCCAAAAUGAAUACCGUACUUUGAUUAGGUCAUUGUGUCGAGUGAAGAAAAACCACGAAAGCUGAGCUGAUCUGUGCCACCCCUACAAACCCCUUCCAUUCUUCUGGGAAGGUCACCUGAUCAUUUUGAGGAUUCUAAUAUCUCGCAGUCAUUUCCUGAGCACGUUUCCUCCCUUCUGCAUGUUUUUUUCACUUCUGAUCCCCACUUCCAGUUUCUUCAGCAACCUCUGGUCACUCACGUAGUUUUCUACUAAUCUUGUAUCUGUUUAUGCCUCUAUUCUUUGGGGCCUCUGGGUGUUUCUCUGUGGAUUUUUACAGGGUAUACGUAUCUGUGUAGCAUGUAUCUUGUUAUGCAUUGAUACUAGGGGGGUGUGUCCAGAAGGAUGCGAAUAUCUGGCAGAGUAUGUGAAUGUAUGUGUAGAUGAAUAUGAAUGGGAUUUAAUGUAAUAAUGUAAUGUGAAAAUAUUUAUAUGUUCUGUUGUAGCUCAAAGUGGGGCUGAGAAUCCUUACCACGUUCCUCUAUAUUUGGAAAGCAGUAGUAUCUGUAUUUUGCUCAUUUUUACCCUGCCUCUAGCGGACUUCACUCUCAGUGCCAAAUGCCUGUGGUGAGAGGAGGUGGAAAGCAUUAGGUCAGGAGUAAUUGUAAACCAGUGAAUUAGCUCUGGGCUGGUGGACAUGCUCAUUGGUGGACGGCUGGCACAUGAGACUGUGCAACAAAGACCUGAGCAUCUCCACAGAUGCACAUUGAGAGGCACCCCAACGUAGAGAUCUGAAAUCAAGGUCCUACAAUUUGUUGUAGUUUGUUUCUCUUUGCCUAGGAGUAAAUAGAAUUAUGAGCAUUUUGGUCUCAAUAGCUUUAUUCUGAAAAAUGUGCAUGGAAUUUACCUGUGGCAGUUCAGUCUUGGGUUGAAAGAACUGUCAAUAUAGAUAAAAUCCAUUUUUAUUACAAUGCGUGACCUUUGAAAACGAGUAUAAACAGUGACAGUAAAAUAACUAGUCAUAAGCAUUGGAAUAUGUUCAGUGUGUACCAGGCUGGGGUGGGAGACUCUGUAGUGUGCUCUCUCUUUCUAGCAGCUUCCUCACAGUGGACCUUGCAGAGAAGGGAGGGACCAGGCUCUGACUUUUGUCCCAUGAAUAAAUAAACCCUUACCAAGAUCUCUUAUUCCCUCAAGUUUCGGAGAAACCUUCUAAUGGUUCCUGAUACCCAUUCCCACUCUUCAUCAGUUGAUUAGCAAGAAAACGAAUAAGACGAAACAUUCCUAAGAUUCUAAGCCAGAGAGGGAAGGAAGGAUGCACACCAGGAGUUGUGGGUAUUCGGCUUUUUGUCCUCCGGUUGCCUGGUGGGAGGAGGGCAGAGCAUUACAAAUUUAGCACCUUCCAUCUAUUUGACGCUCAGUGCCAGGAGCUGCCCUCAGGGCACCAUUAAAGAUGCUUAAAAGUUUUUGGAGUAGGCUGCCUGGGGUGACCCUUACAUCUCCAAAGCUGGUAUAGUUGGUUUGCAUCAGCUGAUGCCUAGAGCUCAUUGUCUUUUUGUCUCCUCAGUAUCAUACUGAGACAUUCCUCUGAGCUUUACCUACUUAAAUCACUAAGAUCCUGCAAAAUGUCCUCAAUUUCAAUCAAGUAAGGCAAGCUGUGCGGGUACCAGAGAUAGGUGAGGGGAAAAGCUUCGUCUACAUUUAGAAGAAAUAAGACCCAUAUUUUUUAAGGGAAAAGUUGUAAUAAUUCUUUGGCACAUUGGAUUAUUUAUAGUUUUUAAGAUGUAAAGACUCCCGUGAACCGAGAGAAGCAGUAGUUAUUCCCCAACGUGAUAAAAAUGUCUUUGUGUAUCACUUGCAAUCACAAAUCAUUUCUGUGUGAGUUGCUUUCAUUCCAGAGAAUGGCAUCAUCCUCCAAAGAAAAAGGGGAUGAUUUUUAAGUAGGAUUUCUUAACAGAUUAUGUGUUGUGGGGCUGGGGAGGGAUGAUGGGGAUUUGAUUUAUCCAGCCUCCGAGCUCUUCAUUCAUAUUGUGAUUUAAGAACAGAGAUGGGGGAGGAGGGGCUAGACAGCAGCAGAAUAUGUAGAACAGCUAAGACAUCAGUGCGUAUUCAGAUUUUGAGCUGUGUAAAUAUCAGAUGUCGGCUUCCAGCCUUACGAGUUAUUUGAGCUGAGAGUUAAGGAGGAAAGGGACAUUUUGUGAAUAAAAUGUUUUGCCAAACAAA
Messenger RNA from Aethalodelphis obliquidens (Pacific white-sided dolphin), 8431 nucleotides. RefSeq names its product solute carrier family 35 member B4 (gene SLC35B4). Lineage: Eukaryota; Metazoa; Chordata; Mammalia; Artiodactyla; Delphinidae. Gene Ontology annotation, biological process: UDP-N-acetylglucosamine transmembrane transport. The transcript has 22 exons. Gene Ontology annotation, cellular component: endoplasmic reticulum membrane; Golgi membrane. The record is from RefSeq and is a predicted model, not a curated record. The coding region runs from base 3926 to 4948 and encodes 340 amino acids. Gene Ontology annotation, molecular function: UDP-N-acetylglucosamine transmembrane transporter activity; UDP-xylose transmembrane transporter activity.